Dictyostelium purpureum is the source of this 3447-nucleotide messenger RNA. RefSeq lists its product as uncharacterized. The record is from RefSeq and is a predicted model, not a curated record. NCBI's taxonomy places the organism in Eukaryota, Evosea, Eumycetozoa, Dictyosteliales, Dictyosteliaceae. The coding region runs from base 1 to 3447 and encodes 1148 amino acids. The transcript is spliced from 2 exons.
AUGGAUAUAGAUUAUAACAAUAAUGAACCAUUGAUGGUUCAUGAUUUAAAUAUAGAUUUAUUCGAAGCUAAUUUAAUAGAUAAAUCAGUUUCAAUUGACGGUAUUAUUAAAGGAACCAUUCAAAUACCAGUCCAACAAACAAAAAGAAAACUCUUGUUAAUUGUUUUAGUAGAUAAAUCAAGAUCAAUUCAAACUGCAUGGUUCCAAAUUCAAUCAACACUUUUAAAUUUAUUUUCAAUCAUUUCAAAUGUUGAGGACCAAGAAAUCAUUUUAGAAAUUUUAUUUUUUAAUAAUAUUUGUUUUAGAUUGGAAUAUAAUAAAGAUAACUUUAGAGAAUUAAUUUUAAAAGAAAAGCCAAAUGGUAAAACAUGUUUUGCAUCUGCUUUUUCAUUAACAGAAGAUAUUAUCAAAAAAUAUUAUAGAAUUGGUACCGGUUUGAAAUCAGAUAAAGAUUAUGACCCAGAAACAGACACUGCAAUUGUUUUAUUAACAGAUGGUGCCCACACAACCGUUAGAGAUCAUAAAAAGGCUUUUAAAGAUCUUCGUAAUACAAUCGACUAUGUAGCUAAAGGAAGUGUUGUAGUCAGCACUAUGGGAUUUACAGAAAACUCACGUUAUAAUGAUUUAGAUGGUAUCCGUCGUUUAUUAGGCACAUCACCAGGCAUUUAUCAAUAUUCAGACCCAUCCGAUGGUUCAUUUGCACUUCAAGAAAAAUUAACAUUCAUUUUAAAGUAUGUUAUUGGUUCAAGCAGUUCAAAAAAAUUAAAUAUCAAAUUAGAAACAAUUUACAACCAAAUCGACAAUAACGAUGGCCUUGUAGAGAAAACAUCAAACCUUUUUUUCAACGAUUCAAAUUUCAAGUCUAAUGAAAAGUCUAUAAAUUUGGUUUUGGAUAAGUUUGGCAGCUCAGAAAUAAAUUUCAAUUUAAAUACAAAUGGCUACAAUAUAGAUUCAGUUAAGGUACACUUGGAUAUUAACGGUGAUUCAAAGUAUAAACAAAUAAUCGAAAUCAAACCAAACAUCAAAAACGACUCAUCUAUCGAAUCAAAAUACUAUUCAAAAUUAAUCAAAUUAGAUUCAAAAAUAAAUACAAUUUUAUCAGAAAUUGAAGUUUAUAAUCAAUCAAAUCAGCCAUCAGAUGAAAUUAAAAAAUCAUAUUUAGAACAGUUUUUAAAUAUUAAGAAGGAUCUCGAUCAAAUUGAAAACAAUCAAUUAUUUAAAAUUAAAUCAAGUGUUCGUUCAGAUUUGGUAGAAUUAAAACAACAAUGUCAAUCUAUGAUAGAUCAGUUAUUAGAAUUAGUAAAUGGAUGGAAUCGUACCUCAUGGAGCUCUGUAUCAAAUGCUCGUGUCGCUGAUAUUACUUAUCGUUACUUAUUCAAAUCCACAAGCAGACAAAGACGUUUAAAUUUAAAGGUUGCUAGAAACGCAAACGUUAUCAAAUCAGAAGCACAGAACUUUAAAGAACUUUCAUUGGACAUCGAUUCAUUUGAAGAUUUAGAAGAACCACAAUCAACUCAUUUUGAAUCAUCAAAACAAAUGUUUUCAGAUUUAUUAACAUUAUCAGAUUGGACCGAAGCAUUAGAAGAAAAAGACUGUAUGGGCUUUGGCUUAUCAAUUCAAAGACCAGAAUGUGUUGUAGACGAUCCAACACAAAUUCGUAUUCAAGAAGUUUCAACAACAUUCAUUUGCAAAUCAUCAAUCGAAGAUGCAAUUAAACUUUCAUUAAAUGUACAUGGUCAAGAAAGAACAACUGGAGGUUUCCAAGUUGGUCAAGAUGUACAAUCAGUCGCAGUCCGUGGUCGUGGACGUGAACCAAUCAAUUCAUGGUUACCAUUAUAUAUCAACAAAGAACAUUGGAAGCCAAUUAAAUAUCAAUUAAAAAACAUUGUUGCCUAUUUUGUAACAUUAGAUCCAUUAGCAUUUUCAUUUGAUCAAAUCGAUUCACUCUUUUUAGUAUUAGGCAAUAUGAUUUCAAAGAAUGAUAUUGGUGAAAGAGAACUACUCUUAAUUUUCCAAUAUAUCCGUACAUUACGUCAAAUUGUAAUAGACCUCAAAGCUUUACCAAGAAUCUUAUCACAGUUAGAAUCUAUAUUAAACAAACAAAUUUAUUACAUCCAGUAUCAACCAAAGAAUCUUUUUGUAGUUACAUCCUAUCUUUUAGUUUUAACUCAGGAAGAAUUAAAACCAUUAUUUAAAUCAAAUUCAGAAUACUUUAAAUUGUGGGAACAUGUUUUAGAAUCAUCAAUUAGAAGAGCAUGUAAUUCAUUUUUCGAAAAAAUGGAGCAAGUUAAAAUCGAUUCAUUUUUAUUAAAUAUUUUAUAUAGUUCAGAAGAAAUAGCAACUAUAGAAUCACCAGAUACUAAAGAGAAUGAAGACUUUUCAACCUUUUACGAAUCAUUAUUAAAUUAUAAAUUUAAUUCAAUUCCAAAUAACGAUUUUGAAUUUGAAAAAUUAUUAAAUAUCAAAAAGAAAUCAUUUAAUGACAGCGACGGAAACAAAUCAACAAACAAAAUUGAACCAAUAAACAAAUCAAUUACAAAUACACUUAUUACAAUGUCAAAUCUUUUAGAAAACAAGGGUUAUCCAAAUAUUACAGGUUUAUUAAACUCGUUAAGAUUCAUCCAUGCUUUUUCAUCUCUAAAUAAAGAUGAUAAAGUUUUUGAAACUAUCGAUUCAAGAUUUGGUAUUCCACCACAAGAGUAUAUCGAAACCAUCAAGCAAUCAAUUAGAGUAGAUUAUCCAAACAAUGGUAUUGGUAGAUUUAUUGAUACAAUUAAAAGCUAUUAUGGUAUCGAUAAUGACCAAACAACAUUUUCAACACCAAAAACAGCAGAGGUAUUAUUAAAUCAUUUGAGAACAAUGAUAUUACAAGCUGUUUCAUACAGAAUCAACAAACAUGCUACAUAUGCAGUCGUAGAAAAGAAAAGAGAAACCGAUGUAUUUACCAAUCAUAUCGAAUGUUACCAAUAUAUUCAAAGUGAUGUAUUAGGUCGUAUUUCAUCCAUAUUAAGAGCAAUUCACCAACAAUUAAUGUUUUCAGCUCAGACAAAUGCUGCAUUAAAAACCAGUGAUAUUGGUGAGUUUGCUAAAACAAUUCCACAAUGCGGCAAUCUUUAUUUUCCAAAUUUUGUUCAUUCAAUUAUGAAUUUAGAAAGAUUUCCAUUUGGUGAACAAAAAUUUAUAAUUUUCCUUUCAAAUAUUUUAGUUUCAACUGACAACUAUGGCAAUAUAGACACAAAAGCUAUUGUUAAAAGCACAUGGAUUCCAGGUAGAAAAUACAACAAGAAAUUCUUUAAAUCUUUUGGUAUUCAAAAAACAAUUUACUUAUUUCAACAAGCUUUCUUUUACAAAUAUUUGCAUGAAUCUAAAAACAGAGAUGUCGCAGAUAAUAUAGAUAGAUUUCAAGAAAUUGAAAACGAAUUAAAUUUUGAAUAUUUAAGAAAUUAA